ACUUGUCAUACACUAGCCAUUAAAAAAAAAAAUCCCACUUUAUGUCAUGUUGUACUGGUAUAUAUUUUAAAUUUGAUGUCACGUGUGAAGGGAAGAAAGGCGGGUGUCGACAGUGAGAAAUGUGUUGAGUAGUCGAAUACAGCGCCAUCCUCGCGCUAUUGUGUGAUGUAACCGAUUGUUUUGGAAAAUCCAAGGGAGAGUUGGAGUUAUCUUACUUUACUCAGAGUUAUUGUUCUUUGAGCUGAGAUUUCGUUCGUCAUUGAAGACAGAAUAGAAUCUUCCCUCUUGGUGAAAUGAAGGAUAGUCUUAAACCACUAGAAAAAUGCAUACUUUCGAUUUGAUUCAGGCGAAAUACGUGCCCUCGAAUGAGUCUAAUUAUUUUUUCACCAAGAAGAGUUCUACACCGGAAAAUGGCCAGCACGGCGCAUAUCCAUAUAUGACGACGUUGUCUGAUGGCUACUGCCCUUCCCACAGCACACAGAGAGAAAUCGAAACCCAACAAGAUGAUGAAAGCGAGGAACAAAUGAACACAAACAAAGACGAACAUUUACACAUCAGCAUUGAAGACGAUGAACUGAGUUACAGACAUCGUUUUCUGUGGAGAGAAUUUCAUCCGUCGGGUGACGUCACGCAACAUGACGUCAGUGAAAAUUCACGCGACGUAAAAGACGAAGUGGCCGCCCAGCGAAAAGACGAGAAAGCUAACUACGACAUGUGCGAUAUUUUUAGAAGCUCGGUGAAUGAGAGUACCAACUGCGGGAAUAUCCGAUCCGACGGUUGCCAUGGUGAAAACUCCCGCGGUCAAGGCUACAGCCCGUCCAGCAGCCCGAUCACCUUGUCUUCUAGAAGCUCUAGCGUUUCGAGAAGCCCCGUCAGUCGUCCGUCGAGUAACCCCAGCCUGCCCCCCAGGCCGCCCAAACCUAAAGACGCCGUCCCCGUGGUGUUGCCCCCCUGUCGGAUAUGCGGGGCCCGUGCCUCGGGCUUUCACUACGGCGUCAACAGCUGCGAGGCCUGCAAAGGGUUUUUCCGUCGCGCUCUCAAACGACCAAUGGAUUUUCACUGCGCUAAAAAUAAAACCUGUGACGUCAAAGGCAACAAACGCAGCUCGUGCAGGUUCUGCCGCUUCACGCGCUGUCUCAACUUGGGCAUGUCCAAAGAAGCGAUCAAAACCGGACGCUAUUCGCACAAGAAACGCACGAAAGAUACUAUCGAGGUGAAAAGUCUUCAAAUAUCUCCAAACGCUAUCACCGACACCUCAGAACUCGACGCCAUUUUGAAAAAACUUUUCCAAGCAGACGCAUCACUGAUGGUAUCGUCUGUUCGGAUUCCCAUGGACGUCCUACACCAGCGGCAACUCGAGUAUAGGAAUAUUUAUCUUAGCAAAAAAUCUGGCAGCUCUUCCAUGUCCCCUUCCUACAGUUCCUACCCUAAUGUUGAUCAUACCUCUCAAUCGAACCUUCCAUUUGCUUAUAACAACAACAAAGGUAAUGGGCUCUCGACUAGUGUAAACGUACAGGGGUCGAAUUUCACGACUAAUGGGGCAGCCAGCUUAAAUCAUCAUACAAAACCGGUAAACUCUCAAACUCAAAGCUCAAGUAAGAAAAAUACAGACGCGUUGGGCACGUUUUGUUCUGACGGUUUAGUAGGUAAACGAUCCAAUGACGCUACUUUAAAGUUACCAAGCAACGCUUCCAUAAGACAAGCUAAACGGGAAACGGAUGUUAAAAACGAAACUGCCGAAACUGGAAGUUGCAGAUCCGCGAAGAAAGAAAACCAGGAAGCUUUGACUGUUAGGCUAAAUAAAACAGGCAACAAAGACAAGACACAUUUUAAAGACACACGCGUGUCUUUGACGCCUGGGUGUGGAGACGAUAAAUAUCAGGAAAAUAUCCCAGACAAUGUGUUUAGUCAGAUUCCUGUUCAACUUAAAGACAACCAAUCAAUAAAUUGUAAUGAAAAUUACUCUGGGGGCUCAUAUUCCAGAGAACGAUCGAAAGUGGACGAAUUGUAUUUUCAUUCGAACGAGCAACACAGGGAAAAAGAAGAGACAUUCUCCAAGAAUGGAGACAGACUGAACAUCCAAUCAGUGGAAAGAGACACAUUUAACUUGGCAGCCAACCAAUCACCGAGAGGAGACACACUGACCCCGCCGACCGACCAAUCAGAGAUCUCGGAUGCGGGGCUGUGGCCGAAAGACGCCUGUCAGGAUUCGAGGACGGCCAUUUUGCAUCGAGCUGAGAAGUGGGUCAAGGGAUACAUCGAGUUCGCUCGGACUUUACCAGGUUUCUCUUCUCUACCCCACCAGGACCAGGCAUCUCUGUUACAACACGCUUGGGACGAAGUGUGGCUUCUAGGUGCGCACAGGGGUUACAGUAGCGAGCUUGAGGUAGCCGUAAUGCCAUCUGGGAAAAGCUUUCACUGUGAAGAACUAGAACGCGGUUGGGGCGGACAAUAUGCACGCCUUGCGUUUCACAUAGCGCAUAUCGUCAAGGGCCACAACCUAACACCAGAACUGAUCACACUUCUCAAAGCCAUGUGCAUUGUUUCCCCUGAUAGAUGUGUCCUGACGAACUACAAGGAAGUAGAACAAAUACAAUGGAUGGUAGUGGCUUGCUUGCUGCACCACAUGGAGAACCACACUAAGGACCACAUCACUUUCCCGAGGUUGGCCUCCAUUUUGACAACACUCAGAGAACUCAGCCAAGUGGCACAGAGUACUAAGAGUAGCAGAACAGUGGCAGAAGAUUCUGUGUACAACAUAAUAACACAAUCUUUCGCACCCUUUUAAUACUACAAAUGUUCUGUUCUUUUAGUCAUGUUUAGUAACAACUCAUAAACACAAUUGUAGCAUUCAUCAGAAGCAAGUUAUUAACACAUGUGGUACUAAUGUAAUCCCACUCUGGUAUUAUGUAUAGUAAAACCAGCUAAAUUUUUAAAUACAUAUCUCCUAAUCAGGUAACUGUAUCAUAAACCAGAAAUUAAAGCCAAAUCAUUAUUUGGUUUUACUAGCUGCAAAUAUUAAAGCAAGGUAAAAUAAACCACAAUGGAUAUAAAAAAAAAAACAUGACAAAUUGUGCU
This is a messenger RNA of Physella acuta, 3078 nucleotides long. RefSeq lists its product as uncharacterized. Gene Ontology annotation, molecular function: zinc ion binding; DNA-binding transcription factor activity; sequence-specific DNA binding. The record is from RefSeq and is a predicted model, not a curated record. Lineage: Eukaryota; Metazoa; Mollusca; Gastropoda; Physidae. Gene Ontology annotation, biological process: regulation of DNA-templated transcription.